Penicillium angulare is the source of this 4470-nucleotide messenger RNA. RefSeq names its product pleiotropic drug resistance family ABC transporter. Gene Ontology annotation, biological process: transmembrane transport. The record is from RefSeq and is a predicted model, not a curated record. Bases 1 to 4470 code for a protein of 1489 amino acids. The transcript has 2 exons. NCBI's taxonomy places the organism in Eukaryota, Fungi, Ascomycota, Eurotiomycetes, Eurotiales, Aspergillaceae. Gene Ontology annotation, cellular component: membrane. Gene Ontology annotation, molecular function: ATP binding; ABC-type transporter activity; ATP hydrolysis activity.
AUGUCGCUGCUGGGGACGCUAAAUUCCAACGUGACGGAGGUCCAGGAAUCCUCCGCAUCGCGCGAGGCUCGUCGUCAUGACCCUGCCGCUAGUGUGAGCACGGACGAGACAAUGAUGGGCGACGAAGAGAAGGUCGAGGUCGCCAACGAAGACCAAAUUGAGGAGGAAGUUACUCGUCUUGCUCAGAAAUUAACCCGUGAAUCGACUCGCUUCUCUGUGACUGAAGCCCAAAAUACUUUCCUUGAGACAAAGGAAGAUUCGACUCUCAACCCUGCUAGUCCUAACUUCAGAGCUCGUAACUGGAUGAAGAACUUGCUUGCUAUUACUUCGCGGGACCCGGAACGCUACCCAUCACGCCAGGCUGGUAUCUCCUUCCGUAACCUUAGUGUACAUGGAUUUGGAAGUCCUACCGAUUACCAGAAGGAUGUUUUCAAUUCGAUUUUCCAGAUCGGUGCUGUUUUCCGUACGUUGACUGGUACUGGAAAGCAAAAGAUUCAGAUUCUGCGCGAUUUUGACGGUUUGGUUAAGAGUGGUGAGAUGUUGGUCGUGCUGGGUCGUCCUGGUAGCGGUUGCUCUACUUUCUUGAAGACUAUGGCUGGUGAGAUGAAUGGUAUCUACAAGGAUGAAAAGUCUCAGAUGAAUUACCAGGGUAUCUCCGAUAAGAAGAUGAAGAACCAGUUCCGUGGCGAAGCCAUCUACACUGCCGAGACUGAUGUUCACUUCCCUCAGCUGCUUGUCGGCGACACUUUGAAGUUUGCUGCCCUCGCUCGUGCUCCGCGUAACCGUCUGCCAGGCGUUUCGCGCGACCAGUACGCUGAGCAUAUGCGUGACGUUGUCAUGGCUAUGCUGGGUCUGAGCCACACUAUCAACACCCAGGUUGGAAACGAUUUCGUGCGUGGUGUGUCUGGUGGUGAGCGCAAGCGUGUCAGUAUUGCUGAAGCCACUCUGUGUGGUAGCCCGAUUCAAUGCUGGGAUAACAGUACCCGUGGUCUGGACAGUGCCAAUGCCCUUGAGUUCUGUAAGACUCUGAACCUGAUGUCAAAGUACUCCGGCACUACCUGUGCUGUUGCUAUUUACCAGGCUUCUCAGAGUGCCUACGAUGUAUUUGACAAGGUUACUGUUCUGUACGAGGGUCGCCAGAUCUAUUUCGGUCGCACUGAUGAGGCUAAGCAAUUCUUCAUCAACAUGGGUUACGAUUGCCCGGAGCGUCAGACUGAUGCCGAUUUCUUGACUUCCCUUACUAGUGCCUCGGAGCGUAUUGUGCGCCCUGGCUUUGAGAAUGCUGUUCCCCGCACUCCUGAUGAGUUUGCCGCUGCUUGGAAGAACAGCAAGGAAUACCGCAAUCUGAUGAAGGAGAUCGAGGAAUACGACCAGUUAUAUCCCAUUGGUGGAGAGUCUUUGCAAAAGUUCAUUCAGGGUCGUAAGGCUAUGCAAGACAAGAACCAACGUGUUGGGUCUCCAUAUACUAUGUCGGUUGUGCAGCAGGUUAACCUUUGCAUGAUUCGUGGAUUCCAACGACUAAAGGGUGAUGCCAGUUUGACAUUAUCUCAACUCAUUGGUAAUUUCAUUAUGGCUUUGAUUAUCGGUUCCGUCUUCUUCAACUUGCAAGAAACUACUGAUAGUUUCUACUCUCGUGGUGCCCUUCUCUUCUUCGCUGUCCUGCUUAACGCAUUCUCCUCUGCCCUCGAAAUCUUGACCCUUUACGCGCAACGUCCUAUUGUCGAAAAACAAGCCCGUUAUGCUAUGUAUCACCCCUUCGCCGAGGCCAUUGCAUCGAUGCUGUGUGAUAUGCCUUACAAGGCGCUUAACGCUGUGACCUUCAACGUGACCCUUUACUUCAUGACGAAUCUGAACCGAACCCCUAGCGCCUUUUUCAUUUUCUUGAUCUUCUCCGUUGUCACCACCUUGACCAUGUCCAUGGUGUUCCGAACAAUCGCCGCUUCCUCCCGUACUCUCUCUCAGGCCCUGGUUCCCGCUGCCAUCCUGAUCCUUGGUCUGGUCAUCUACACUGGCUUCACGAUUCCAACUCGUAACAUGUUGGGCUGGUCUCGCUGGAUGAACUAUAUUGAUCCCAUUGCCUAUGGAUUCGAGUCCUUGAUGGUCAACGAGUUCCAUGGUCGGACUUUCGAGUGCCUCGAGUCUUCUAUGAUUCCUCAUGAUGGUCCUUACGCGGCUCUUUCGGAUGCCUAUAAGGUCUGCGGCACAACGGGUGCCAAGGCUGGUUCAAACAUUGUCUCCGGUACCGACUACCUUACUGAGAACUUCCAUUAUUACGACAGCCACAAGUGGCGUAAUUUGGGUAUUAUGUUCGGUUUCAUGGUUUUCUUCUGUGCUACUCACCUGCUUGCUACUGAGUACAUUUCUGAGUCCAAGUCUAAGGGUGAGGUCUUGCUUUUCCGUCGUGGACACGCUCCCAAGUACGCUGAACACGGUGACGAGGAAAGCACUGAGGUUAUUGGCUCUGCGAAGAAGACAAAUGAGACCGAUAGCCAGGAAGUCACUGGUGGUAUUCAGCGUCAAACUGCUAUCUUCCACUGGCAAGAUGUCGUCUACGAUAUCAAGAUCAAGAAUGAGGAACGCCGUAUUUUGGACCAUGUCGACGGUUGGGUCAAGCCCGGUACUUGCACUGCUCUGAUGGGUGUUUCUGGUGCUGGUAAAACUACUCUCUUGGAUGUUCUUGCUACUCGUGUUACUAUGGGCGUUGUUACCGGUGAAAUGCUUGUUGAUGGUCGCCAGCGCGAUCAGUCUUUCCAGCGAAAGACUGGCUACGUCCAGCAACAGGACUUGCAUUUGUACACUACUACCGUGCGUGAGGCUCUUCGAUUUAGUGCUAUGCUCCGUCAGCCCGCCCACGUCUCCCGUCAGGAGAAGCUGGACUAUGUUGAAGAGGUUAUCAAGCUUCUUGGUAUGGAGGCUUACGCUGAUGCCGUUGUCGGUGUGCCCGGUGAAGGUCUGAACGUUGAGCAGCGUAAGCGUCUCACCAUCGGUGUCGAGCUUGCUGCCAAGCCUCAGCUGCUUCUCUUCCUGGAUGAGCCUACUUCCGGUCUGGACAGUCAGACUUCGUGGUCUAUUCUUGAUCUCAUCGACACUCUGACCAAGCACGGCCAAGCUAUUCUCUGCACUAUCCACCAGCCUUCCGCUAUGCUUUUCCAGCGUUUCGAUCGUCUCUUGUUCCUCGCUAAGGGCGGUAAGACUGUCUACUUCGGUGAUAUCGGUGAAAAGUCCUCUACUCUCUCCAACUAUUUCGAGAAGAAUGGUGCUUCCCCGCUACCCUCUGAAGCCAACCCUGCCGAAUGGAUGCUCGAAGUUAUUGGUGCCGCACCUGGAUCCCACUCUGAUAUCGAUUGGCCUGCCGUCUGGAGAGAUUCCCCCGAGCGCACAGGAGUGCUCGAGCACCUUGCCGAGCUCAAGACCACACUCUCUCAGAAGCCCAUCGAAGAAUCCAGCAACGAUCCAUCCAGCUACAACGAAUUCGCCGCUCCUUUCAUGGUCCAGCUGUGGGAAUGUCUUGUCCGUAUUUUCAGUCAGUACUGGCGUACUCCAGUCUACAUCUACUCCAAGGCCGCUCUCUCCAUCUUCACUGCUCUCUACAUCGGUUUCUCCUUCUUCCAGGCUGAAAACAGUCUCCAAGGUCUUCAGAACCAAAUGUUCAGUAUUUUCAUGCUAAUGACCAUCUUCGGUAACCUGGUCCAACAAAUCAUGCCUCACUUCUGUACCCAGCGCUCCCUCUACGAAGUUCGCGAACGCCCCUCAAAGACAUACUCCUGGCAAGCAUUCAUGGCCUCAAACAUCAUUGUCGAACUCCCCUGGAACACUCUCGCCGCCAUCCUCAUCUUCGUCUGCUGGUACUACCCCAUCGGUCUAUACCGUAAUGCCGAACCAACAGACGCAGUCCACACCCGCGGCCUGCUAAUGUUCCUGCUCAUCUGGACUUUCCUCCUCUUCACCUCUACCUUUGCACACAUGAUCAUCGCCGGUAUCGAUCUCGCAGAAACAGGUGGUAACCUUGCCAAUUUGUUCUUCUCUCUCUGCCUCAUCUUCUGUGGUGUACUUGCUACACCAUCUCAGAUGCCUGGCUUCUGGAUCUUUAUGUAUCGCGUUUCACCAUUCACGUACCUUGUCUCAGCUAUGCUGUCAACAGGUGUCUCGGGUACAGACGCUGUCUGUGGAGCUGUUGAAUACGUCACUCUUCAACCUCCUAACAACCAGACUUGUUACCAGUAUAUGGAGACCUAUAUUGAUGCUUUCGGUGGAUACCUGAAAGAUAAAGAUGCUACUUCCGAUUGCGCUUUCUGCACAAUUUCUAAUACCGAUGCGUACCUUGCUCAAGUUGGAAGUUACUUCUCUGACGCUUGGCGCAACUUCGGUUUCAUGUGGAUCUAUAUUAUCUUCAAUAUCUUCAUGGCCGUGUUUAUCUACUGGCUUGCUCGUGUGCCUAAGGGAAGCCGAAACAAGAGCAAGAGCUCUUAG